AUGAAGGACAUAGAAAAAGAUGCAACACUCCCAAAAAAUAUCAGACGUCAAAUAUCAAACGGGAAUUCAGCGUCGUUAAAAACAGAUGAUAAUGAAAAUAUUGAAAGAGAAGAAGAGGAUUAUAAAAAUAUGAUUAGUUCCCUUGGCGACUAUUCCAAUUAUCUCAGUAUUACCCAUGAUGCAACGCUCUCAGAUGACGAGGAAUUCAAAUCUAAUGAGUUUGAAGAUGAACACUCGUUUGAUAACCUGAGUUCCCCCACCACGUUUGAGAAAGGAAGUAUGGGGAGUGUUCACAGUGCUAGUAGUGGGAUAGAUGAAGACACGCCCGUCUACCAGGAUCCUGUUGAGAAGGAGAAAAUGAUGUUAGAAUUAAAGGAGGAACUUAUUAAGGUUGAGGGUGAGAUAGCUACAUUGAGACAAGUUUUAGGCACCAAAGUUCGCUACUCAACAGAAUUAAAGAGAAAGAUGGGAAUCACGCCAUUCCAAGAAUUCAAGGCUGACAUGGCGUCUGGUAUUGAACAGAUUCGAGGUUCAGAUUCUUAUCAAAAGACAAAUGAAAAAUUGCAUCAGAUUAACGAUAAGAUUUCUAGUUCUCCUGUUUAUCAGAAGACAUCCGGAAUGAUGAAAACAGCCACGGAGAAAACAAGCUCAGCAUUUUCUGCCGUCGGAGGUGUCGUGUCGAAAAAAUUAGGAGACAUCAAGAAUUCACCUACGUUCAAAUCACUAGAAGAGAAAGUAGAACAUACAUACACUAACGUGAAGGGUUUUAUUCAGGCCAAGGUCACAGGAAGUAAAUCUAAUCAAGAAUUGGGGGAGGAGCUACAAGAGGAUGUGGGAGGAGAAGGAGAUGCAACGCCCCUAACAACCAGCAAGUCAACCCCACUACCAGAAGAAAAAGUUCCACUCAAUUAG
This is a messenger RNA of Lottia gigantea (owl limpet), 912 nucleotides long. RefSeq lists its product as hypothetical. NCBI's taxonomy places the organism in Eukaryota, Metazoa, Mollusca, Gastropoda, Lottiidae. Gene Ontology annotation, cellular component: cytoplasm. The transcript is spliced from 7 exons. The record is from RefSeq and is a predicted model, not a curated record. The coding region runs from base 1 to 912 and encodes 303 amino acids.